AUGCAGUACAAGCUCGUCCUCGCCCUAUUUGCCACUACGGCUGUUGCUGGGUACAUUCCGAUCAGCGGCGAGCCCGUCGGCACCAGUCCGGAUGGCACCUCUGGCUACCAAUCGCGCUCGCCCGGAUCUGAGAACGGCGGCUCCUCUGCCACCUCUACCCCGCCCUCCAGUGUAGGCUCAGGCUCGGGCAGCGUCCCCGGCGGUACGACUCUCGGCCAGGCCCAGCAGGCGUGCGGCGAUGAUAGCGUCCUCAGCUGCUGCAACCAAGAGACAGAGUCUGGCGACACCAACACAGAGGCCUCUGGACUCCUCUCCGGGCUGCUCGGGGGCAUCCUCGACGGCGAUGCCGGCCUAGGGCUGCUCAGUGGAUGCUCCAAGAUUUCCAUCCUAGGUGAAGCUGAUCGGCCCGACCUAGACCUCAGUGAUAUCCUGGGAAGCCAAUGCUCACAGACUGCUGCCUGCUGCUCCAGCGGCAACGUGGACCAGAGUUCAAAACUUAUUGGCCCCGCUACCGUCCAGGAAGCUCAUGAUUCCAUCGUACUCUCCUCCGGGUUGCCACAAGAGCGGGACAUGUAUAUGAGGAGCUUGUCUGGUCGAGACAAUACGGCAAAAUCACUAGAUACACGCAAGCUGACUACUGAGCUCAGCAUACAACGAAACAUCGAACGCGAAGCAUAG
Messenger RNA from Cryphonectria parasitica EP155, 678 nucleotides. RefSeq lists its product as uncharacterized. Bases 1 to 678 code for a protein of 225 amino acids. Gene Ontology annotation, cellular component: fungal-type cell wall. Gene Ontology annotation, molecular function: structural constituent of cell wall. The transcript is spliced from 4 exons. The record is from RefSeq and is a predicted model, not a curated record. NCBI's taxonomy places the organism in Eukaryota, Fungi, Ascomycota, Sordariomycetes, Diaporthales, Cryphonectriaceae.